Colletotrichum abscissum is the source of this 1764-nucleotide messenger RNA. Its product is annotated as lysyl-tRNA synthetase. Lineage: Eukaryota; Fungi; Ascomycota; Sordariomycetes; Glomerellales; Glomerellaceae. The transcript is spliced from 5 exons. Gene Ontology annotation, biological process: lysyl-tRNA aminoacylation. Gene Ontology annotation, cellular component: cytosol; cytoplasm. The record is from RefSeq and is a predicted model, not a curated record. The coding region runs from base 1 to 1764 and encodes 587 amino acids. Gene Ontology annotation, molecular function: ATP binding; lysine-tRNA ligase activity; tRNA binding.
AUGGCCGACUCAAGUGCUCCCGAACCCCCCACCGAGCAGGUCAAGGACCUCAAGGUCGAGGAGACUGCCAAGCUUCUCAAGGAUGAGGUCACCGGCGAGAUGGUCUCCAAGACGGAGCUGAAGAAGCGCCAGAAGGCCCGCGAAAGAGAGGCUGCUAAGGCUGCGAAGGCCGCCGCUGCCCCUCCCAAGCCUGCUGCUGCCAAGAAGGGCAACGCCGAGGCCGACGAGAAGAACCUGGACCCCAGCCAGUACUUCGAGAACCGAUCCCGCGCCAUCAACAAGCUGCGCGAGACCAAGUCUCCCAACCCUUACCCCCACAAGUUCCACACCGACUACGACUUGCGCAACUUUGUCAAGGACUUUGGUCACCUCAAGUCUGGCGAGCAUGACAAGGAGAAGGUCGUCCGCGUGGGCGCUCGUAUCUACAACAAGCGUGCCUCCGGCAACAAGCUCUUCUUCUACGAUAUCCGUGACAUUGUUGGUAUCAUUGGAUACCCCGGCCGUACCGCACCCAAGUCCAAGAUCGAGAAGGGCGAGGAGGGCGAGCUCUCCAUCUUCGCGACCGAGUUCAUUCUCCUUACCCCCUGCCUGCACACCCUUCCCGACGAGUACUACGGCUUCAAGGACCACGAGGAGCGCCACCGCAAGCGUUACCUUGAUCUCAUCAUGAACGACAAGAGCCGCCAGAUCCUUAUCGCAAGAUCCAAGAUGGUCACCUACAUCAGACGUUUCUUCGACGACAGGGACUUCAUCGAGGUCGAGACGCCUAUGAUGGGUCCCAUCGCUGGAGGUGCCACCGCUGCCCCCUUCAAGACCCACCACAACGACCUCGACAUGCAAAUGUUCAUGAGAAUCGCUCCUGAGCUCUACCUCAAGGAGCUCGUCGUCGGUGGCCUCCACCGCGUCUACGAGCUUGGCCGUCAAUUCAGAAACGAGGGCAUCGACUUGACGCACAACCCCGAGUUCACCACCUGCGAGUUCUACCAAGCCUUUGCCGACGUCUAUGACAUCAUGGACCUGACCGAAGAGCUCGUGAGCGGCCUUGUCAAGCAUGUAACUGGCGGCUACAAGACCAAGUUCCACACCCAGCACGGUGAGGUCUACGAGGUCAACUGGGAGAAGCCCUGGAAGCGCUUUGAGAUGAUUCCCGAGCUCGAGAAGGCCACGGGCGAGAAGUUCCCUCCCGCCGACCAGCUCCACACUGCCGAGACCAACGAGUUCCUCCAGAAGGUCCUCAAGAAGAUGAACCUCGAGUGCUCACCGCCCCUGACCAACGCCCGCAUGAUCGACAAGCUUGUUGGCGAGUACAUUGAGGAGCAGUGCGUCAACCCCUCCUUCAUCUUCGGCCACCCGCAAGUCAUGAGCCCUCUCGCCAAGUACCACCGCGACAUUCCCGGUCUGUGCGAGCGCUUCGAGGCCUUUGUGUGCAAGAAGGAGAUUGUCAACGCCUACACCGAGUUGAACGAUCCCUUUGACCAGAGACUGCGCUUCGAGGAGCAGGCCCGCCAGAAGGACCAGGGUGACGACGAGGCCCAGCUCAUUGACGAGAACUUCUGCAUGUCUCUUGAGUACGGUCUGCCGCCUACCGGUGGCUGGGGUAUGGGUAUCGACAGAAUGGUCAUGUUCUUGACCGACAACUACAGCAUCCGUGAGGUGCUUGCCUUCCCCUUCAUGAAGGAGGAGAAGCAGGGUGAGAAGAAGGCCUCCGCGGCUGAGGUCGUCGGCGUCAAGCCUGUUCCCGAGGAGGGAAUUGCCCACAAAUAG